Messenger RNA from Synchiropus splendidus (mandarinfish), 4723 nucleotides. It is a transcript of the gene efs, whose product is annotated as embryonal Fyn-associated substrate. Bases 266 to 3133 code for a protein of 955 amino acids. Gene Ontology annotation, biological process: cell surface receptor protein tyrosine kinase signaling pathway; cell migration. The transcript has 8 exons. Gene Ontology annotation, cellular component: plasma membrane; cytoplasm. The record is from RefSeq and is a predicted model, not a curated record. Gene Ontology annotation, molecular function: protein binding. NCBI's taxonomy places the organism in Eukaryota, Metazoa, Chordata, Actinopteri, Syngnathiformes, Callionymidae.
CGCCGAAGAUGAUCGAAAGCCGAUGGCCAGCGAUUUUCACGCACGAAAAGAAGUGAUUUUACGUAUCGCUGGCUGUCUGUGCUAAGUUUGACGGAGCGCACGCUAAAGCAAGAUGAGUCCCGACUCAGCUGUUCCUCCGUACCAAGAUUCUCUAUGCACCAAGACGUCCAUGUGAGCCCGAAGGAUCUAGAUGGGUGACCUGACGUGCAACCAGGACACUUAUAGUGAUAGUUUCUCUUGAAGCACAACUGAAAACUCCACCGCCAUGUCUGUAUCGACGGUCUUGGCAAAGGCGUUGUUCGACAACACAGCUGAGAGUCCAGAGGAGUUAGCUUUUCGGAAGGGGGACAUCCUCAUGGUUCUCGAACAAGAGCAGAGCGGUGGACCUGGAUGGUGGCUGUGCUCUCUCCAUGGAAGACAGGGCAUCGCCCCUGCAAAUCGCCUUCGUCUUCUUCAGACUGCUCCUCCACCAAAUUCUGACAUAGUGUACCUCACGCCAGGAUCCCCUUUAACCCGGAGUGUUGUCAGCAGUAGUGCAGAGGACUUGGAUGGCGUCUAUCGCUCACCACCGAGUGCAGGUGAGGGCCGUGGAGCAGCAUCCAGGCAUGAGGAGCUCCGAAGAGUUGAAGGUGGCCGUCCUCGCUCACACUCCAGCUCUGGCACCCGACCCAGGCCUGACUGGGAUCUUGGUGUGGUUGGGAGGCCUCGAUCGCCAUCUCUUCGAGGAAGAGGGACCGAAGUAACAGGAAGUGUUUAUCAAAGUCCAGUAAGCCCAUUACCUUCAGCAGCUCAGCAUGCCAGGCAACCUGGCAGCUUAGUCCAGACAGAGUCUGUGUAUCUAGCACCAAGCGGUCUUCCAAGAGCAAGUGAGGAGGCCAGUGAGACUACCUAUCUUGUCCCCAGAGAAGCAAUACCAACAGAAAACUCAGAUGACUGUUACUUGGUUCCAAAGGGCACACCCCUAGCUGGUGAAGGCGUUUAUCAGGCCCCAACUGGUGGAGUACUGGCUACUACUGCUGUGAUUCCUAAUGGAGCAUCCAGUGCACCACAGGAAAUACCUGGAGUGUAUCAAACACCAAGCUCUGUGGGGGCAAAUCUGCAAAAAACUCCAGUUAGUGUUUCUAAUCAUCAGCAUCCAUGCCAGACAACCACUCCUCAGGCGUCCCCAAGACCACUGCUCAAGGGUGCGUCACCCAACACUGCUGCUAUCCGAGGCAAACCUGGUCUUGCCCAUCGGGGUUCUCCUUUGCUGGUCAGAGCAGGGCAGGGGAGAGUUCCAGGAUCACCAAAUUUUGCCCGCAAACCUCCUCCACCGGCACCUCCUGUGAGGGGUGUCACUCGAAAAGAUGUGCAGCAGCCAACUGCAGCCUCAUCAUCUGACACUAGCAACGCUCCAAAGGUCUCAGAUCAGGGUUCUGCUACUGCCCUGCAACAGGAAGAGCAUAAACCGACCCUGCAGUCCAAGAAUGAACCGAAGAGUAACGGACUGGACAAGAACAGCAGGGUGCCACAGGACAAAGAGGAAAAUAAAGAUUCUGAUCCUGUGGAUGAACAGGUGUAUGACACUCCUCCGAUUGGAAGAUGGCAAUGCCGUGUACCUGAUGUCGUAGAGGAUGAUGGCAUUUAUGACACACCACGUUGUGUCCCACCACAAGUUGAAUCUGAGACUGAGGUGUACGAUGUUCCAGCUAUAACACUGAAUGUGUGCGCGGCAGAUCCUCCACGCAACGGCUGUGAUGUGGACGAUGAUGAUGUUUACAGCGUUCCUACACUACCGGGUGUCCCUUCAGGUCCAGGGGAGUCCAUGACCAGCCUUUUGAGUGAAGAUGCCGUUGUGAUCGGCCAGUUGUACCGUGUUCCCAGCUGUGAGAAACGAGCCAGCACUGGAGACCAGCAGCAGGACACUACUGAGACGGAUGGAGGCAUAUAUGACAUGCCUGCUCUGAUUGCUGAAGUCCUGCCUCACUCUUCAUCAUCCUCUUCUACUUCCACCCGUCGGCUCUCCGUUUCGAGCAACGGCUCUGGUGACAUUCAGUGGAGAUCUUCCCUCUGCAGUCUGGUGCACUCAGUGCUGAGCAUGGCCUCGUGCUCGCCUUCCAUGUUGUCAUCGCGGGACCUGGCAACAUCACUGGCUGAAAUUCUUUCUACCUGGAAAGCUAGUCACUCUGGGGAUCCUCCGCCGCCGCUACAGCAGGCUUGGGCUCGCUUGUCUGAUCUCUUGCCGGCUCUGUCGGCCAUCGGCAAUGCUCCUCCCUCGGAAGGACUUUUGUCCCUGGUUCAUCGUUCUCUUGAAGAGAGCUCAAUGCUGUUGCAAGUCCAGAGCCGCCCACGCCUGCCAUCCCAAGAAUCCCUUUCGCGCAGGCCUCUGCCAGCGCUACCAGUCCCUGAUGGGAAGUCAUCUGGAGGUGGAAUGGGCUCACGUAAAGGUAGCUGGAUCCAAGAAAGACCAUUGCCCCCCACGCCUCAACCAACCUUCCCAUUACCUUCCACUACGGCUCCUGUGACCAUGACCGUGGGGUCGGGCGAAGAAGACGACCCGAGCAACGAAUAUGCAGGGAUUGGUUUAACACCCAUACCAAUUGCUGUACCAACUGGGGACAGUGUUGGAUAUGUCAAAUUGCAGGGAAAACCUGAUCCACCUCCUAUUGGUCUGGCUCAGAAUGGGCAAACCAUCACUGCAGAGUCAAGGCUGACCCCAUCGCCACCUCUGCCAGUGUCCCUGUCCCUGGAGGACUCAGAGCUGUUGUCCUUCUACUCGUCUCAGAGCCUAGCACAUCUUUCUUGCUUGGCAGACGCCAUCGACGUGCUCUUCACCAGCGUGCAGGGGAAUCAGCCUCCCAGAGUGUUUGUUGCGAGAGGAAAGAGUCUGAUUGUGACAGCUCACAAACUAGUGUUUAUUGGGGACACACUAUCUCGUCUCCUCACCUCUGCUGACCUCCGAGCGAAGAUCACAACCUCUGGAGGACGACUCUGUCAGGCGUUAAAGUCAGUUGUCGUGGCAACAAAAGGUGCUGCCCAGAACUAUCCUUCAGUGUCUGCUACUCAGGAGAUGGUGGACCGUGUUGCUGAGCUAUCCCAGCAAGCGGCUGGCUUCUCCACUCUACUCCAGCGUCUGGCGGAAAUAUCAUCUUGAUGUGUUUCAGCACAUUUGUAGGAAUUACAUUACAAACCCUUCAGAUAUACAGUUCUCUCUUUCGAAAUGCCUUAGUUGUUGUUUCACUUUUUGAUACAUUUCUCUGAGUAAGUGGGAGUUCAGUUGGAGCACGACUUUCUCAUUGCUGAAUCUGUGACUCAGCCUGGCUUUACUAAUCUGUUUGACAAGACUGUUGAUUUGCCUUUUGUUAGUAUUUGGACCUCUGUGCUGUUAGGGCACACUUUUGAGCGUUAACUUAUUGAAUAUAUCAGGCUCAAUACAGUCUCUGAAUCCAAGUUGUAUUGCGCUCUGCGAGUCUUCGGAGGAUUUUUGUGUUUUCUUUAUGAUAGCUAUUUCCCCCGCAGCUGCUUUAUUUAUUUAACAGUCCUCUUUCCUGAUAUAGCACAAAAUGAGGCUAUCUUUCAGCCUGCUUUAUAUUAAAAACACCCAAAGGCCUUUGUUAUUUCUCAUCAUCCAUUCAUAAUCCUGUGUCUGUCACUAAAAAGUAAUAAUACUGUAUAUAAUAAAUAACCUCAGUGCAGAGAACUUUGAGAGUCAAACCAGCUUGAAGUUAAAACCAGUGACGCAAAACAAUUCAAACUCAACUUGUGCAGCAGUGGGAUGUAUACCUGAUAGAAUUGCCUAAUUAUGUUCUUUCCCACAGUUUCUCAUGAGCCUGACAAAAGAGCCAAAAACCUGCUGACCAAGUUUACCUGUCUCCACAUGUCGCAUUAUAACCUGCAUGUUUCACUACUUUUGUUUAUGUUCCAACUACGCUACGCUCUCUUUUGAGCCGUCAGUGAUUGUUUCAUUUCGCCCUGACCUUGUGGCGUACCACUAUGAGAAGACGGUUUUUAAGAUUAUGCAUAGACUUACCAUGUCUUUUUUUUCCCUUGACAUCAUUUUCUAAAGACUAUGCUGUUUGCAUGAAAAUGUUACGCUGCAGCAGGAGCCUACAUUUUUAAGUACAUAAUGACAUUACAUUUCUCUUUAUUGAACAUGUCAUUUUUGGCUGCGCUGUUUUCAAAUAUGUUUUCUAGCAGUGAAAUCGUUUUGUAGAUAUUUCUCUAUUUCUGACAUUUUCAUAUCACAUCUCCUUUCGCAAAAAAAGAAAAAAACCCUGCAUGAAAAAUACAAAACUGUUAAUUGCACAAGUGCUAUUUUUCAUAUUUCAGGUUUAUGAUGGUCCUAAAAAUAUUUUCUCGAAGUGAAUCACUACUUAUGGUGCGUGAAACCUAGUACCAUCGGAAUACAUGGUUUUCAUCCAUGUGUUGCAGUGACGCCUUGUGGAUGUUUGAAGGAUUACACACGAAGAGCGCUUGAUACCGCUGCAUAUUUAUGUGUACAUUUUGUGUUGGAUUUUACAUAACCAGAUUUCUUUGUUACUGGGGGAGUAUCUCUUUUGAUAAAUGUUACAUCUGCAGUCUUUGUGGCCGUUUUAUUUCUUGCAAAGGUUUUGUACACUAUGGAAAUUUACUUGAGUCAGAUAUCCUCGUUACACCAGUUUAAAUGGUUUAUUCUUUUUUUUUCUACAGACGUCCAUCACUUUUAAGGCAAUGUGUGUUAUUUCCGUCUUGUAAUCCUGCUCCA